GACAACUGUUCGAGACGUCUGCACAGUAGUUUGUGCGGUUAACAAACAUCACUGACAACGUAUCUUCUUACAGCUGAAACUGAACCAAAAAAUACAAAGAAAUGGAACUUGUUUUAACACAUCUUAAGGACUUUUCUUGCAAAUCAGCAACAUUUAAUGACAGCAGUUCAACGGCAGAACUGCAACUGUUUCAUAGAAAUAGUGGAGAAGAAAGGAACAGAAAAUUAGACAUCGAGAGCUCUCUGGCCUGGCUGAAGAAAGAAUUGAUGGAGAUGCGUUAUUUGGACCAAAUGUUAGUUAAGCAACUGAUGGAACUUCAUGCUGGCAUCCAAGAACUGAAACUGGAAUACUGUGAUAUGAAUGACUUGGGCUCUGACUCUGAGACUGACAGCAUUUGCUCAAGCACAGGAGAUGGGUGUCCUAGUCCCUUAUCAAUAAACUCUACUUUCUACGUGACCUCCAGAAGAACAUUUUGCAGAAGGAGCUCUAUGCCCUGACAAUCACUUAUAAACCACAUACAUAAUCUAAUUUACUAAAAUGCCUGGCACACUUUACAAAACUAAUAUCAGGCAUGGAAAACCUUUAAUUUGUCACAUGACCUUACAUCUGACAGAUGGCUGAUAAAUACUCUAGCUGUCAGAUAUUCAUUAUGCUGGAAGUAACUGACUUUUAUUUUACAAUUAAUAACAGUCUAAUCUCCUAAUCAUAUAAUUCCUUGUGAGGUUAAACUAAGUCAAAUGUUUGUAUUUAAUGGCAACACACAAAACAUUUGCAAAUCCCAUGUUGCUAUGUAUUUAGCUAAACACUACUGAUUAUAUUUACUGAAGUCUUCUGUGUAAAACCAGCAGAUGCCGGUAUGUCCCUUAAAAAAGUACGAUUGUAGAAUGUUAUUAACAUUAAUGAUAUGUCUGCACCCCUUAAUAUACAACUGUUUUGAUUGAUUAACUUUAUUCCUAGUUGUUUACUAGACUAGAAAUGUUAGUAGUUUUAUAUAACUGAUGCCUGCUAGUUUAUUACACUGUACAGGAAGAUCUCUGCUCACAAGGAUGCAAUGGAUGUAAAAAGAUGUCACUGUAAAAUAAUGUUUGUUUUAUAAUUAAGUCUUAUUUGUGACAACUGGUUCAUUUGUGAGCAGAGAUUUUCUUGUUGUACUUUGUUAUUGAAUUACUUCUCUGGUUGAGGAAUUACCAACUUGAGCUGAUUGUUUGCUGCUAAGUUUGCUGUGCUGAAAAUGUUAUUAAUGCUGUUUAACUUAAAUUCAUAUUGAGCACACAUAUUCAUCAUAAUAAUUUGUCCAUAACACAGGAGCAGAGAAAAAGUAAGUAAUCCACUACAAUUAAAAUGUAAUUAUUUCAGUGCCAUAUAUCACUGAAUGUAACAAUUUGUUUUAUUGUACAGAAAAUAUAAGAAAAUGAACUGAAAACAUGGGAGGUUGGCAUAAUGGUUAAGGUAUUUACCUUACAGACACAAGAGGCAAGGUUUGAUUCUCAUAUGGUAUAAUCGCCUUUGUUUAAAAUGGCCUAUAAUGGUACUUAGCCUAAUACUGAUCUAUGAAUAUAACCUAUGGAAUCUACACAUUCCAUACUAGUUUAUAUCAUAAAAACUUGUCCACAGAGUUUGCUAGACUGAGAGAAAAUAAUCUAUACCAACUCCUCUAAGCAACCAAGUUUCUCUAGUGCACCAGUGAUGAUCUCCAUUUGCUAAAAUGUUUAUAUUCCUAGAAAUCGUAGAGCCAUGAAAAAAUAUAUAUGUUUUUAACAUCAGUCUGUUCGUACCUUAGAUAUAAGUCAUCAAGAUCUUGACUGAGAUGAUCCCUUCUUUGCUUUCCUAGGAUAAUAAGGGGAUAGUGACAGAUUUUUUUUCUAGUGGCAGUUCAUUCUGCUCUUUAAACUGAUGAAACGCUCUGAAAAAAUCAGUAUACAUCCACACCUGCAUAAGAGAGGAUGAAAAGCAUCAUGGGCAGGAUUUUCUUUAUGAAUGUUUGAGUAAUAUUUAAAUUUUCUUUACCUAGGCAAUGCACAAACAUUUGUUUGCUACUGUGCCAUAGUUUCUUUAGUGUCAGUAAGAAAAAGGUAUAGUCUUAGAACUGUCAGGAGCUUGUUUGUCAUACAACCCAAGAUCCAUUUAGAACUUCAUAUGUAGUCUACCAUGAAAAUAAUGUAAAUAAAACAUUACUCCUAACACUAACUGCAUAUUUCAUUUAUUUUAUUUUAUGCAUCUGCUUACCAGGUAAAGCCACCUAGGCAUAGGUGCAUCUUUUUGGGGUAACUAUGGACACCAGUUUAAUUUCAUGAUUUUCUCAGAGUCAGAAAGAAUUAUUUGGAAAUUGAAAGAGUUAAAAACAGACCUGCUUAAUGAAGCUGAUUAGUAAAUCAUAACCUUAACCUCUGCAUUAUAAUGUCAGGGCCAUAUAUCCUCUGACUACUAUCCAUACAUUGUAAAUUUGGACAACUGAGCUUAUAUAUAAGUGAUACGGUGAGUAAAACAAAUGUGAAACUAGUAGUAUUGUACCCAAGAACAAUUUGAAACAUUACCUAUCCCCUUUAAUUACAGAAUCCAUUUGUUUAAUUUCAGUACUUUCAAAGAUUUGUGUUUCAGAUUUUGUAAACCACUAAUUACAAUUAACUGGUUUUAUCAAACAUUUGCUUUGAUUCUGUACUACCAUAAUGCUCCCUUUGUAUUGCCUUUUAGGAAGAUAUUAUGUAUUUAUAUCUUAUUUUACUACAGUUUGUUAUGGUUACUGUAGCAACAGAAUGUCAAGGCAGAAUGAUGUGCGAAUGCUCUCAUUUAUGCAAGAACUAGUUAUGAGCACUUAGACUACGUAGACUUUGCCUAGUCCCAAAACAUUUAUAGCUAUUCGUAUAUAAAAUACAUUACUACACUUAAUUCCUUAGCAGAUAAAUGUUUACCUUUAUUUUCCAUGUCAAACUUGUCUAUAGGUCCUACUAGAACAUUAGGAAGGCACAAGACCCUUCAGAUAUUACUACUUAGUAUCACCUCUGUGCUUUAAGACAACAUAUGCAUCUCUGAAUUUCUGGAAAAGAAACUCAAAUUUAUUUGGUCAGCCUCACCAGUACACAUAAAGAGUAAAAUCACGUCACAGUUUGUUAUGCUUUUCUGACAAGCAUUUUCCAAUGCUAUUUAAUACAGUCCACAAACAUAACCACUGCACUUACCUUCAGAUUUUGCAUGCUUAUACUGUGGUGGUUUUGGCCUUUGAGCCUUGCCUAAAAGGGGCACUAUGGG
Messenger RNA from Protopterus annectens (West African lungfish), 3246 nucleotides. RefSeq names its product protein FAM167A-like. The transcript is spliced from 2 exons. NCBI's taxonomy places the organism in Eukaryota, Metazoa, Chordata, Ceratodontiformes, Protopteridae. The coding region runs from base 102 to 497 and encodes 131 amino acids. The record is from RefSeq and is a predicted model, not a curated record.